AUGCUGGCAUUGGUCAUUGGAGCUUUGCUUGUUAUAUGCAUCACGCAUUGGGUUUACAACUGGAGAAACCCAAGAUGCAACGGCAAACUCCCACCAGGUUCAAUGGGCUUCCCACUUCUCGGCGAGACUCUUCAGUUCUUCGGCCCCAGCACGACUUCCGAUAUCCAUCCCUUUGUCAAAGAGAGGAUGAAAAGGCAUGGGCCAAUAUUCAAGACUAGCUUAGUGGGGCGAUCGGUAAUCGUAUCAGCCGACCCGGAUCUCAAUCAUUUCGUCUUCCUGCAAGAAGGGCAACUGUUUCAGAGCUGGUAUCCCGAUACAUUUACAGAGAUCUUUGGACGUCAGAAUGUGGGUUCCUUACAUGGCUUCAUGUACAAGUACCUAAAGAACUUGGUGCUUAAUCUCUUUGGUCCCGAAAGCCUUAAGAAGAUGCUUCCAGAAGUUGAGCGGACAGCUUGCAGAAGGUUGCAACGCUGGUCAAGCCAAGAAACCGUUGAGUUAAAAGAAGCAACUGCUAGUAUGAUAUUUGAUCUGACAGCCAAAAAACUGAUAAGUUAUGACCAAGACAAUUCCUCGGAAAAUCUGAGGGAGAAUUUUGUUGCAUUCAUACAAGGAUUAAUCUCCUUCCCAUUGGAUAUUCCUGGAACAGCUUAUCACAAAUGUUUACAGGGAAGGAGAAAUGGCAUGAAAAUGCUGAAGAACUUGCUAAACGAAAGGCGGGCAAUGCCCGGGAAGAACCGAAGUGACUUUUUCGAUUAUGUCCUUGAAGAACUUCAGAAAGAGGGUACAAUUCUCUCAGAGGCAAUCGCCCUGGAUUUGAUGUUCGUGCUACUAUUUGCCAGCUUUGAAACAACUUCCCUGGCUCUAACUUUAGCCGUUAAAUUCCUUUCUGACGACCCUUCAGUGCUGAAAAAGUUAACGGAAGAGCAUGAGACAAUUCUACGGAACCGUGAAGAUCCCGACUCUGGACUUACAUGGAAAGAAUACAAAUCAAUGACUUAUACAUUCCAGUUCAUCAAUGAAACCGUUAGGCUGGCAAAUAUAGUUCCAGGAAUCUUCAGAAAAGCACUAAGAGAAAUCCAAUUCAAGGGAUAUACCAUUCCAGCCGGUUGGGCAGUAAUGGUUUGUCCCCCAGCUGUGCACCUGAAUCCAGCAAAAUACCAAGAUCCGCAGGCCUUCAAUCCAUCAAGAUGGGAGGGAGUAGAAAUGAAUGGAGCCUCUAAGAAUUUCAUGGCAUUUGGUGGUGGCAUGAGAUUUUGUGUGGGAACGGACUUCACUAAAGUGCAGAUGGCCGUGUUUCUCCAUUGCCUGGUUACAAAGUACAGGUGGCAACCAGUCAAAGGAGGAAAUAUACUCCGAACUCCAGGUUUACAAUUUCCAGAUGGCUUUCACAUUCAGCUCAUGGAGAAAACUAGACUAAUGUCAAGCCAUGUCAGUCUACAUGGCUAA
Molecule: messenger RNA, 1446 nt
Organism: Theobroma umbraticum
Lineage: Eukaryota; Viridiplantae; Streptophyta; Magnoliopsida; Malvales; Malvaceae
Gene: CYP87A2
Product: cytochrome P450, family 87, subfamily A, polypeptide 2
Biological process (GO): brassinosteroid biosynthetic process; brassinosteroid homeostasis; multicellular organism development
Molecular function (GO): monooxygenase activity; oxidoreductase activity, acting on paired donors, with incorporation or reduction of molecular oxygen; iron ion binding
Source: RefSeq, a predicted model, not a curated record